ACUCUUUCUUGUCUCGUGUACCACGCCACCAACCCGAACCCGACAAGUUAACAGUUGCUGGUAGCCUUGACUAACAUAUCAGUACCAUACCCAUCUCCCUUUCCUUAAUCUUAACAGAAACACACACUUGUUCUGUUCCUACGGUUUUGUUAUGGCUCUUCCUUCACUAUCCUUUCUCUUCAUCUUCACUUCCUUCAUCGUCUCCGUCUCACACUCAAUACCCUUUAUUGUUAUUCAUGCCUGUUGUAAUCCGUAAUUUCCAUCCACUUAAUAUUUUGGGAAUUUUUGGAACUCUCAUUGCCUGGUUGUACUUGAAUUCUGUUUUUGGUUUGCCAUACUUGAUGGCAGGAAUUGGGGAUCAGUGCUCUAAUCGUGGAGUGAAAAAAUUCACACAGCAAUUGAGCAGCUUCUCUGGUGCUGAAGGAUAUUGUGUCGAGGUUGGAAAUGGAUCAUGGGAUUCAUGGUUUGAGCCUUUGAAAGAGCAGGCUGAGAUUGUUUGUGAAAAGGUGAAGCAAAUGAAAGAAUUGAAGGAAGGAUACAACAUUGUUGGACUUUCCCAGGGAAAUUUAAUUGGUCGAGGCGUUGUGGAAUUUUGUGAAGGAGGACCUCCUGUUAAAAACUUUAUCUCUUUAGCAGGCCCUCACGCUGGUACUGCUUCAGUUCCCCUAUGUGGUUCAGGUAUCUUCUGCGUUCUUGCAGACACCCUCAUCAAGGGAGAGGUUUACAGUAGCUAUAUUCAAGAACACUUGGCUCCUAGUGGAUAUCUUAAAUUACCGAAUGCCAUACCUGAUUAUUUGGAGAACUGUAGAUUUCUUCCAGUGCUUAACAAUGAAAUACCAGAUAAGAGAAAUUCUACUUACAAGGAAAGAUUUAGUAGCUUGCAGAAUUUGGUACUUAUCAUGUUUGAGCACGACACUGUUUUAAUACCAAAGGAAACUUCCUGGUUUGGAUAUUACCCAGAUGGCUACUUCAAGCCAGUUUUACCACCACAAUCAACAGAACUCUACAUUGAGGAUUGGAUAGGCUUAAGAACUCUAGAUGAAGCUGGAAAAGUUCACUUCAUUAGUGUUCCAGGAAAUCAUCUUGGAAUCUCCCAAGAGGAUAUGAAAAAGCAUGUAGUGCCAUAUUUGAAGGAUCACAUAUUCGUACAAGAUAGUAUCAAUAAGGCUAGGUUCAGGUUGCGAGGAGUUAAUCAGAAAGUUAUUCAAAGUAAUAUGAUGGAACAAUCUCAAAAGGAGGAGGUGGAACCAUCAUCUUCCCCAUUACUUGAUGGAUCAUUGCCAUACUGGUGGCCUAUACCAUUCAAGACUUUCCUUGGUGAAUUGAUUGGCAUUAAUGAAGAGGAAUCUAUACAAAGGAAAUAAUCACAUUACACGUUAUUGUGAAACUAAAUCUAUUAAAUUGAACAAAAUGUGUUUGGACUGAUCAAAAGAUUUAUCAGAUAGAUAUAGAAAAAUAGUAUUAUAUGUUGAUAUUAGUUUAGUUGAUAAAUAUCAAAAUGCUUCACUUGGAAGUCUUAGGUUCUAUUUUCUUUGGUGAAUACUUAUGAACACCUAAUUUUGUUUGACUUCUCUCUAUUUUAUUUGUUUCAUUUUAUUUCAUUUCA
Messenger RNA from Glycine soja, 1606 nucleotides. Its product is annotated as palmitoyl-protein thioesterase 1-like. The record is from RefSeq and is a predicted model, not a curated record. Bases 237 to 1364 code for a protein of 375 amino acids. Gene Ontology annotation, cellular component: intracellular membrane-bounded organelle. Gene Ontology annotation, molecular function: palmitoyl hydrolase activity; thiolester hydrolase activity. The transcript is spliced from 12 exons. Lineage: Eukaryota; Viridiplantae; Streptophyta; Magnoliopsida; Fabales; Fabaceae.